This is a messenger RNA of Hibiscus syriacus, 3603 nucleotides long. Its product is annotated as protein PHOX1-like. The transcript is spliced from 4 exons. Gene Ontology annotation, molecular function: protein binding. Lineage: Eukaryota; Viridiplantae; Streptophyta; Magnoliopsida; Malvales; Malvaceae. The coding region runs from base 610 to 2811 and encodes 733 amino acids. The record is from RefSeq and is a predicted model, not a curated record.
CCCUAUUCUCCCUGCAACGCACAUAUUCCAUUUUCUCAUUUUAAAAAAAAUACAUUAUCCUUUUGAAUUUUCCAGGAAAAUUCCUGCACCUUGAAUUCAUUUCCCUUGAUAAGUCCCCUGCUUUCAAGUUUUCUCCUCUAGUUUUGUUUGUGCAUGAAAGUUCUUCCCUUUUUAGCUGAAGCUGAGUGCUCGGGGAUUGUUUUGUUUCUCUCUCAACUGGGAUUUCUUAAUACUUUCUCUUUUCUAUUUCCAUUUGGUAUCUGGGUUUUAAUGGUUUUAGGUGCCUAAGAUCUUUUUAUUUCAUAUCUGCUGCAUUUGAACUGGUUUUUUCCAAUCUUUCUUCAUAGUGAAAAUUGUCGAAAGUUAAAGGUCUCUUUAGUAAUUAGAUUCAUCCUUGGUGGGAGGUUGUUUGUGGUUUUAGCUUCUGGGGCUGAACUUUUAUCUUGUAUAACAAGUUAUUUCAUAUCUGGUGUGUUCGAACUGGUUUUUUGAAUCUUUCUUCGUACUGAAAGUUGUCAAAAGUUUGUGAUUUCUUCUUGUUGUUUCAUUUGAUUUGUUUGCGAGGUUUCUAGUUCUAGUUCGAGUUAUUUUCUUUUUGUUGGAUUUGCAAUGGGGAAGCACGGAGGAAAGAACAAAAAGCUGACAGGACAAACUGGUGAUAAUAAUAUGAAGCAAAACAAGGUCGGAGACAAUCGGUUAAAAUCGUAUGAUUCCGACACGGCGGUUUUCAUCACCAUGUCUCGAGAACUGAAGGAAGAGGGGAAAAUACUGUUUCAGAAAAGGGACCUUGAAGGAGCAAUCAUGAUAUAUGAGAAGGCCCUCAAAUUGCUUCCCAAGAAUCACAUAGAUAUAUGCCAUCUUAGGACCAAUAUUGCUGCAUGUUAUAUGCAGAUGGGGUUGAGUGAGUACCACAAGGCAAUCCAUGAGUGUAAUUUGGCCCUAGAGGUAACACCAAAGUAUAGUAAAGCACUCGUAAAACGAUCGAGGUGUUUUGAGUCUCUGGAUCGGCUGGAUUUGGCUUUCAGAGAUGUUAAUGCAAUUCUUAACAUGGAGCCUAGUAAUACUAUGGCAUUAGAGAUUUCAGAAAGAGUAAGAAGUUCACUUGAGAAACAAGGCGUACCGGUUGAAUUACAUCUUGAAUCCAUCGAGCCUCAUAGUUCUUCAAAAGUUCUCGUCAAAGACGAAACGAAGAAGAAGAUCAGCGAGGUUGAAGAAUACGUUGAACCGCCAAGUGCUUUGCAGGCUUCAAAAGUUGUCAAAACCGAGAAGAUGAUCAAGAAAACCAAGAAGAAGAAGAUCAAUGAAGCUCAAGAUGACAAGGUUGUGGAUCGAAUCGAGGAGAAGAAGGUUGAUGAAAACGUAGAGGAAAAGAAGGCUGAGGAUAAACAGGUUGUUGAGGAGAAAAUCAGCAGUAAAGUGGAAGUACCAAAGAAGAGUGUGAAGUUGAUUUUGGGUGAAGAUAUAAGAUGGGCUCAGUUGCCACUUAAUUGCAGCCUUGUGCAACUAAGGGAAGUCAUUCGCGAUCGAUUUCCUAGCUCGAGAGCGGUACUUGUCAAAUACAGAGAUGAAGAAGGUGAUUUAGUCACAAUCACCAGUGAUGAAGAGUUGAGAUUGGCUGAAAUAGCAGCUGGAUCACAGGGUUCUGUGAGGCUGUAUGUUGUGGAAGUCGAUUCCAAGCAGGAUCCGUUCUUCGAGAGAUUUAAUCGCAACGGAGUUCAGAAUGUUGAGAUUAAACAAGGUAAGGCUGCUGAAAAUGGUGAUGCUAGAAAGGUCAUGGAAAACGGAAAAGACUCAUGUUUCAUCGAUGACUGGAUAAUCGAGUUUGCUCAACUAUUCAAGAACCAUGUUGGCUUUGAUUUAGAUGCAUACUUGAAUCUUCAUGAGCUUGGUAUAAAGCAAUAUUCCGAGGCCAUGGAGGACACAGUUACAAGUGAAGAGGCCCAGAACCUUUUCAACAUGGCAGCUGAGAAAUUCCAAGAGAUGACAGCAUUAGCGUUGUUCAACUGGGGGAACAUUCACAUGUCCCGAGCUACGAAGAGGGUCCACGUCGCCGAAGAUGGUUCCAGAGAAUCCAUACUCGAGCAGAUCAAAACGGCCUACAAUUAUGCACAAUUAGAAUACAUCAAAGCUGGUAAGAGAUAUGAGGAAGCACUGAGAGUAAAACCAGAUUUCUAUGAAGCACAUCUGGCUCUCGGGCAACAACAGUUUGAGCAGGCGAAACUUUAUUGGCAUUUAGCGAUCACAAACAACAUUGAGCCGGAAACAUGGCCUUCUGAGAAGGUCCUGCACCUCUAUAACAACGCCGAGGAAAAUAUGGAGACGGGUAUGCAGAUGUGGGAGGAGUCGCAAAGGCAGCGCCUGCGUGAACUUCCCGACUCGAAGAACGAACAAAAUCAGUUGAAGAAAACCGGAUCGCACGGUUUAUUCCAAGAUAUAUCAACAGAUGAAGCUGCAGAGCAGGCAAUCAACUUGAGUGCUCAGAUAAACCUGUUAUGGGGUACCAUUCUUUAUGAACGUUCAAUCAUGGAAUUCAAACUAGGGCUCCCUAUCUGGCAUGAAUGUCUGGAGGUUGCUAUUGAGAAAUUUGAGCAUGCUGGAGUUUCUCCAACAGAUAUAACUGUUAUGGUAAAGAACCAUUGUUCGAAUAACAUCGCACCGGAAGGCUUAGGGUUUAAGAUUGACGAGAUAACACAGGCAUGGAAUGAGAUGUAUGAAGCUAAAAAGUGGAAGAACAAGAUUCGGUCGUGUCGACUAGAACCAUUACUUAGACGGCGUGUUUCGAAAAUUUAUCAUGCAUUGGAGCAUGCAUGAGUUGCAUGUUGUUUGAGUGGCAUCUUCCAGGAUACCAGUUUGUCAAAAGACAUAUCUAACUUCAUGUUAUUUGAAGUGAGAUAUGCAGUAUUGCAUUAUAGUUAGGUAAGUUUUUUUUCUGCUAUUGCCUUUUACAUCAAACAUCAACCUUUCAGAUUCAAAGGAAACUACUGGAUUCAUGAAAGUUGUGAUUCCCUUUCAAGAAAUUAGGUUAUCAAUACAUGUUUGGGAAUGACUUGAAGCAGCAUCAGCAGGGAUCUAAUGUUUUUUUGUUGGUUUCUGCUUUGGCCUUCUUCAGUUCCCCCCAACCUCAGAGAAGUAUAAAAUAUAUGCUGGAUUCAUUAUUAAAUUGCAGUAAUUUAUAGUUUGUUUUCCAGAUUUAUUUUUUAAGUUUCUUCUGUUUUUAAAAACUCGGUAGUUUUAUUAAGAACUUUAAGAAGACAAUUCUGUAUUCGGUUGAUGAUGAUCCUAGUUUUUCUUCUUGUAUUACAAAAGCAGCUUUUUACGUUUCAAUAUACACACUUAUUUAGUAGUUGAGACAGCUAACCCCAUCUGAUAGCAGCUAUACAAUUACAGCAUACGUUGCACUUUUCCUCCCCAGGCUUUUAUUCCGGUCGGAAGCUCACAAGGUUGUGGAGGGCGGUUGACUGAAGCUUCUUAAUUUCGGCGACUCCAAAGAUAAUGACAGUAAAUUCUUUAGAGGCUUUAAAUACGGCAAACCAUCAUUACUUAUGUUGGAAUUCGAAACAUUUAACGACACCAAUGCGGUCAGUCCUGCAUUCAGAAAACAAU